Messenger RNA from Parathielavia appendiculata, 1998 nucleotides. Its product is annotated as kinase-like protein. Gene Ontology annotation, biological process: protein phosphorylation; cellular hyperosmotic response; MAPK cascade. NCBI's taxonomy places the organism in Eukaryota, Fungi, Ascomycota, Sordariomycetes, Sordariales, Chaetomiaceae. The transcript has 2 exons. Gene Ontology annotation, molecular function: MAP kinase kinase activity; ATP binding. The record is from RefSeq and is a predicted model, not a curated record. Bases 1 to 1998 code for a protein of 665 amino acids.
AUGACCCGCCACGGCGACAGCUCCGACCCGGUCACACCGGCCGACGAGUAUCCCAAUAGCAAUCCGACGUCACCGGGCUCCAUUGACGACGACUCGGAAGCGAGCACACCACUUGAUCCCCCCAGUUCGAGCUCCGAUGCUCCACCGAGCUACUCCCCGGCCAGCGAGCCGUCGCGCCGGGUUCCUUCGCUGAGGACAGUCUCAGAUCCGCAAAAUUCGACAAUGAGCCCAUCCUCAAGUGUUACUGGGUUGCUGAGCACCGUGAGACGGCCGGCGCCGAGCGCCAACAGUCUACCCCUGGACAUCAUGCAAAAAGCACGCGCCCUUCAAGAGCAACGUAUGAACAUGGCCGCGCGGGCGGCCAGCUCGACGGCGACCAUGAACAUGAACAUGGGGGGACCCGCCGGCGGAGGGCUAGUGGGCGGCAUGCCGUCGAAUCUCAAGCUACCAGGGGGGAUGGCCCGGCCGAUGCCGUCCUCCUUUCCCAAGUCAGCGCCCGCGGUACCGGGCGCCAAGAAACCACCCAGUCUAAGUGAAAGGAGAGCCAUGAAGCUGGGCAGCUUGUCCGGGUCCGGAAGUCCGUCGCCUACUCCGACUCCGAGACUGCAAGAUCUCAGCAACGAUGAGGGAAAACAGCCGGCAGUGAAUGGGGAGGGUCGGGGCUCCAAGCUCAGCGACUUCAGAAACUACAUCGAUGCAGACAAAGGGUGGAUUACCUUUGACGGCGCUGCCACAAUUACCAGGACAGGAGUGAACUUCGCCAACGGCCACACCUUUUCCAUCUCUCUCGAUGAGAUUGAGGUGCUCGACGAACUAGGCAAGGGAAACUACGGGACCGUCUACAAAGUCAAGCAUGCGCGGCCAAAAGCGCCUCGGUUUGGCCAAGGACUAAGCAAGUUUAAGACGUCUCUCGCCUGGCAAUCAUCGAGCGAGACAGAGGACUCAUCCGAGGGCACAUCACCGACUUCUACUGCGCGGAGCAAUGGGCGGACAACGUCAGGGGUGGUCAUGGCUAUGAAAGAGAUUCGGCUUGAGCUGGACGAGGCCAAAUUCACGACCAUUCUUAAGGAACUCGUCAUUCUCCACGAAUGCGUCUCCCCCUACAUUAUCGACUUUUAUGGUGCCUUUUACCAAGAGGGAGCAGUUUACAUGUGCAUCGAGUACAUGGACGGUGGCAGUAUCGACAAGCUGUACGCGGGCGGCAUUACCGAGAAUGUCCUCCGCAAGAUUACCUUCGCGACCAUUGUCGGUCUCAAGACGCUCAAGGAUGACCACAACAUUAUCCACCGCGAUGUCAAGCCGACAAACAUUCUGGUCAACACCAAUGGUCAGGUAAAGAUUUGCGACUUCGGCGUGUCGGGUAACCUGGUUGCGAGCAUCGCGAAAACCAACAUCGGCUGCCAGAGCUACAUGGCGCCUGAGCGCAUCAGCGGUGGCGCGCUGGCCGCGGGUGUCGCGGGCGGCGCCGACGGGACAUAUAACGUUCAGAGCGAUAUCUGGAGUCUGGGUCUGACCAUCAUCGAGUGCGCCAUGGGGAGAUAUCCUUACCCGCCGGAGGUUUCGAGCACCAUCUUCAGCCAGCUUAGCGCUAUCGUAGAAGGCGAACCACCAAACCUCCCCUCGGAAGGAUACUCGGCGCAAGCCCAAGACUUCGUCCGCUGCUGCCUCAACAAGAACCCGCACAAGCGGCACACGUACGCCAUGCUACUCGCCCACCCGUGGAUCAAGGCCCUCGGUAAGCCCGAGACGAUCGCCGAGAACGCUGAGGCUGAGGAGGCCGCGGCCGACGACGAGCUGGCGGAUGCCACGGGAUCGCUCAGCCUGAAUAACCCGGGCGGGCAGAUCGCCGAGGGCGACUAUGAGGUCGCUGACUGGGUGAAGGGCGUGCUGCACAGGAAAAAGGAGGGCCUGCUACAGGACGGCGGGAAGAAGCCUGCGCUGCAUGCCGCGCCGCUGGAUUCGCUCAGCCCGGCGGCAAGUCCUAUGGUUGAGGCAUGA